UCUUUCACGUGAUGACUUCUACUUUUGAUUCUGUUACUUCAUUCGUUUUUACUGCUCUUUUACUUCAGUUAGUUUUAUGCUCCGUACUUUCUGCGAUUCGACGUUUUUUUUCCUUCGAUUUCCGCGAGUGCCUGAAAUAAAGGAGGUUGGGGAUUGGAAUGUCAGGCUGGUUCCCUGUCAUCCGGAAAAAUAUCAUAUCUACUACAUACAUACUAAAAAGCCAAAUCCAAGCCUCGGAAAUGAUGGAUAUCACGGACAACGACACAAGCAACGGAAAAGGACAACGAAUUUUGGAACAUGGAACACCCAAAGAAUAAGCGGACUAAUGAAUAAGAAUAAGAAUAAGUUUAUUACAUCCCCUCAGACAAACAACCAUUGUAUGGGACAGGUCAUACAGUUUUACAAUAACAAUAUAGACUUAUAUAAAAUUAGAAUAGCUAUUGAACUUAUGUGAAAUUAGAAAAUUGAUUACGUUUACAAUCCAAAAAUUCUCUAAGACUAUAAAAGCAGUUGAUCAACAGAAACUUCUUAACUUCCUUUUUGAAAACAUUAUAAGGUAAGGCCUUGAAUCUGUCAGUCAAGUGAUUAAAAAGUUUAAUGCCCUUAUACAGUGGUGAUUUUUGGAAUUUUGAAGU
Coccinella septempunctata (seven-spotted ladybird) is the source of this 635-nucleotide messenger RNA. RefSeq lists its product as uncharacterized. Lineage: Eukaryota; Metazoa; Arthropoda; Insecta; Coleoptera; Coccinellidae. The transcript is spliced from 3 exons. The record is from RefSeq and is a predicted model, not a curated record. Bases 77 to 454 code for a protein of 125 amino acids.